This is a messenger RNA of Anastrepha obliqua, 1631 nucleotides long. RefSeq lists its product as uncharacterized. The coding region runs from base 255 to 1616 and encodes 453 amino acids. The transcript has 7 exons. Gene Ontology annotation, molecular function: actin filament binding. The record is from RefSeq and is a predicted model, not a curated record. Gene Ontology annotation, biological process: actin filament bundle assembly. Lineage: Eukaryota; Metazoa; Arthropoda; Insecta; Diptera; Tephritidae. Gene Ontology annotation, cellular component: plasma membrane; actin cytoskeleton.
UUCAGUCAGUGUGAGGUAGUGCUCGAUUAAUUGGGUUGUAGCAACAGCAUCAGCACCGGGAACUAAUACUAAAACGCAUUGCCUUAAAGUUAUUGUUUAACGGUAUAUGUUAAUUGGUGGUGGAAGUAAAGCAGUGUUUUCCGCCACUUAAAAAUUCGUAGCUCGUCUGCAUUUUAUCCGAUUUCCAAUCUUGAAACAGUUUUGUUGAGAAAUAUCAAUCAGUAAUCAAACUUGAAGAGAAGCACUUAGUAACAAUGUCUAACAAUUUAUCCACAUCGGUAAUGAACCCAAACAAUACAGGCAUAGGGACAAAGAAAUCGAUACUUAAGUCAACUCAGAGUAAUAGCAUUGAGGAGCUAUUGAGUGUUGAUAGCAGCUUCAGUGUUCUCGAUGUCUUCGGUGGGAGUACAACAUGCAAAAACAACACCCCACAUAAACCAAGUAAGAAUAAGGUAUCAACGGAAGCAUUAGCGGUAGUCCCAACAACUGCAGCCACAAAAGCUAUAGUUAUCGAAGGCACAGAACAGCAGGUCCAGAUCCAACAUCAUAAAAGCAAUGAAACCCUUGAAGAUAAACAUGAGGCGGCGACGGACAAUAGCAAAAGGAAAUUGAAAAGCAAGAAAAAUAAAAAAGGUGAAACCGUUCAGCAGAAUUUAUUAGUGAAAUCGAGUUUUAGCAAAUUUGAUGUUCUGCAGAAACGCAACUUAAUUCAUGUACGUUCAAGUGGCGCUGAUAAUGCACAAGGAAAAUUCCGAAAUCCACAAGGUGAUAAGGAAAUCAUCUGUCGCCUGUGCACUAAAUCAGUGUAUAAAAUGGAAGAGAUGAGGGCUGAAAAGAGCAUUUAUCACAAAAAUUGCUUCCGCUGCCAAGAAUGUAAUAAACAAUUGAAGGUGGACAACUAUCGAAGUCAUGAGGGCAUUCUGUACUGUAUUGUGCAUUUCAAGCUGUUAUUCAAUCCGAUAUGUGUAGAAGAUUCUAUUCCAGAGAUGCCACGUAAACCGGAAUUGAUUGUCAGGGAAAAUCAGCCGAUUGAGUUGCCCCCCGAUGUUGUAAGAGCUUCUGACAAGCCCGACCUCGGUUUAAAGGAAUUACAACACCUCAAUGUACGCUCUAGAUUUAAAGUUUUUGAAAAUACAGCACAUCAAGAGAUAGGUAAUGACGAACCGCAAAGAAGUUUUAUUAAGAACAGCAAUUCGAUUUUAUCGAAAAUCGCAAAACUGAGAGCACAAGGAGUUAAUUCUGAUUUAAGCAUAAAAGCGAUGAGUGAACGAUAUGGUGUGAGCGAUUACUCUUCGUGUAGCGACAAUGGUGGUAGCGAUGCGGAAGUCGAUAAAAAUAGUACCGAAAAUUAUGAAGCGGAUUUUGUCGGCUCAAAAAAACGUGCGUUGGGCUUGGGCCCAGCCAUGCACGAUAUAAAAACGAAAUUUGAGAAGGGUCACUUAAUAUCUAAAGAGGAACGGCGGGAGGAACGUAAACAAGAAAUACAAAAUAUACGAUCGCGUUUAUUUAUGGGGAAACAAGCACGCUUCAAAGAGAUGUAUCAACAAGCUGUUGCCCAAUCGGAGCAAGGUGAGUGGAGUCUUCAAUUCUAUCUUAAAAACGGGGUUCUAUAUUGAUCAUAUCGAAAUAUG